UUUAAGUUUUCAGUUAGAGUGGGAGAGAGAGAUGACGAGUCUUAUCAAUUCAACUAGAUAUCUUCAAUUCUCAUCUCUUCCACCAUUUUCUCAUUCUUUUUCUUUUUCUUCAUCUUCAUCUUCUUCUUCCAAUUCUGUAAUUUCCUUAACAAGGAAUUACUACAAUGGAUUUCAUAAAGCUUCAAACUCUGCAAAAAUACACUUACACUCUUCAUCCACAAAAGUCUGCUCUCUUAGCUCUACUAAUGAAGUCUCAGGUACCACUACAGAGAGUAACCAAUCACUCGAGUUGAAGAAUAAGGCGGUGGAGGUGGCACCUGGGCUAAAAGGAACUAUAAUAUUUCUACUUGGCAUGAAAAGCACUAUGAAAACCAACUUGGGAAAAGUAUUAGCAGAUGCAUUGAGAUAUUACUACUUUGAUAGUGAUAGCUUGGUUGAGGAAGUGGCUGGUGGUGAACAAGCUGCCAGGGAUUUUAAAGAGAGUGAUGAGAAAGGAUACCGUGAAUCCGAGACUGAAGUACUCAAGCAAUUAUCAUCCAUGGGCCGUUUGGUGGUUUGCGCUGGAGAUGGUGCAGUACAGAGCUCAACUAAUCUUUCACUAGUGAGGUAUGGAAUUUCAAUUUGGAUAGAUGUUCCCUUGGAAACUCUAGCUGCAGAAGUGAUUGAAAGUGGUGAUAAGGGUCCUUUCACUUCAGACGAGGUGAUGAUGAAGCUAAAUCAACUGUACAAGGAAAUGAAAGAUGGAUAUGCAACAGCAGACGGAAGGAUCUCACUCCAAAAUCUGGCUUAUAAAUUAGGAUACGAGGACACAAACAAUGUGACUACAGAGGAUGUUGCGCUAGAGGUGCUAAAGGAGAUUGAGAAACUAACAAGAGUGAAGAAGAUGAUGGAAGAAGCUGCAAGACCAUUUUGAGCCAGAGACUGAAGAUUUUUCAAAGAUGUCUUCUUCGCCGAACACUUCCUAGUAAGAAGCCCAUUUCCACUGUCAAUUGUUUAUAUUAUGACCCUGUAAAUUAAUAAGUGGAUCUUGAAUUGAGUUGACAAGGAAAUCAACACGGUUACUUGUUUGUCGUAAAACGUCUUUAAUGUUAUAGGCACAUAAAUGGAAAUAGAAAGCUUAGAGCAA
Messenger RNA from Papaver somniferum (opium poppy), 1126 nucleotides. Its product is annotated as probable inactive shikimate kinase like 1, chloroplastic. Lineage: Eukaryota; Viridiplantae; Streptophyta; Magnoliopsida; Ranunculales; Papaveraceae. The transcript has 10 exons. The record is from RefSeq and is a predicted model, not a curated record. Gene Ontology annotation, cellular component: chloroplast. The coding region runs from base 32 to 913 and encodes 293 amino acids.